Pseudoliparis swirei is the source of this 3513-nucleotide messenger RNA. RefSeq names its product rho guanine nucleotide exchange factor 28. The record is from RefSeq and is a predicted model, not a curated record. Bases 2272 to 3132 code for a protein of 286 amino acids. The transcript is spliced from 4 exons. Lineage: Eukaryota; Metazoa; Chordata; Actinopteri; Perciformes; Liparidae. Gene Ontology annotation, biological process: regulation of Rho protein signal transduction.
CAAAAAAAAACACUGGAUGUCAUAUUUGGUUGAAAAACAGUGCUUGCUAAAAGAAUCAAACCAUUUCAAAGGAAAGUGAAUCUCACGCCUCGAAUCCAACGCUUGUUUUGCAUUGAAAAAACAGAAAUCACCAGUUGCAUAUCUAGUUUGGACUUGUUUUUUUAAUCACAGCUUCUAUCUUAUUCACUACUGCCAACAUUCUCAGGACCUGGCGGAGCACCUGGUGGUCCACGGGCAUUGCCUGAGCUCCGCGGAUCACAGCGAGCUGAGCAGCCUCUUCAACCUGGGCCAGGAGAGCUCCCGCUGGGCGAUGGACCGCCGCGCGGCGCUGGCCAUGGCCAACCUGGAGAUCCCCCGAAGCUGGAACGUGCUGGGGAGCCGCGGCGGAGACGGUGAGGAUGGGAAUAUUCCAUCACGCUGGGCAGGUGUGUUAAUAAGAAGCACAUCUGGAUUUUAUUUAAUUUUUUUCAAUAUCGGUGAGCAUUUUAGAAAUGUGAUAAAAGGAAGGUUUAGGAAGCUUUGUAUUUGAAAGACAUUGCUUUCACAGGGCAGAUGCAGGGAGGGAAGUAGAGAGAUCUACUCUUCACCCCCCCCCCAUUUUUUUUCCUUCACCACCAUCAUUCCCAUUUUUCCAUCUUUACUGGACUCACAUCGGAAGUGAACACGGUCACAUGUGUGCUCCUGUUGAAUUCAUCAAAACCAAUUAAGCAGCAUGUAAUGUGGUUAAUAGAGCCUUUCCUUCUGGAAGUAGCCCGAGGCAGAGCUCAAUAAAUCUGAGGGCAUGUGUGUGUGUGUGUGUGAUAUAUGUAUGUGUGUGUUCACGAGAUGCCACCAUCUGUUUCUAUGAUCCGAGUGUUUGUGUGGGGCCUCCUACACGCACACAACAAACUGGAUUUGGCAUUAACAUAGUUAAGGCCGUCUGUUUCAUCGCAGCGUCUCCUUCUAAAUGUCUGCCGUUAAUUCGAUAACGCUGCUCGUGACAUCACCGCUGAUGCUGUACGCGACCGAAUUAUACAUCUUCUUCAUCAAUAACAUUUAGUUUGGUGCGUUCAGUUGGUACGUUGGGCCUUUUUCAAAGGGACUGGAAGAACUAGAAACACUCAACCUCAUUCUGUCAACGCAGCUUGAUCGGAGCUUGGAAUCUGAGUUUCUCUCUGGUUACAGCUAUGAACAUUUUUCUAUUCACAUUUUUAUUACAGCUGGCAAACGUUUUAUCUUUUGAACCACGUCUGUACAGCUCAACAAGGCCUGCACCCUGGCGCACAAUGUUCUCGGAUAAACAUAGAAGCCGAAUUGUUAAGAACCAGAAACUCCAGUUCUCAAUCUUUUGUAGCUCAAGGCCAUCUUCUGAUUAGAAACAUUCAUAAAUUCAAAGUCCGAUAAAUUCAAAUAAAUGACAAAAAACAGAACAUUCAAAAAGAGGAGGAUAAAUAAACGGAAGUUAUGCCACUGUACCAAAACACACAUUCUGCUUACCCUCAACCAUCACUGCCUACUAUUGUGAAUCCAUAUUCAACGUAUUCAUUAUCUCACCACCCGCGUUGUAGCUUUUGUCUCCCACGUCACGUUGUCAUGAAACCUAAGUGGUCAUUUAAACUAAGCUUUGUUUGGAUUAUUAUGUUUUGUAUUCAUGUGAAUUAUCAAGCACGUUUUAGAUUUUACAUCAACAAGCUUUUAAAUGACCAAAAUGUCUUUAAAAUAUAUAAUUAGAAGCAUCCGUGCAGUUACAUGUGCAGCCCACCAGAUGGCGCUCAGAGGCGGACCAGUGGCCCAGAGGUUGCAAACAGCUGCUGUGGUUAUCGCUUGCACCAGUAUGGAGGCAUAUAUCUUUAAAUAAGUCAAACAAUACUGCUUUCAGUUUAGAUUUUAUUUUAUUGAAAUGGCUCCUUUGCGGCAAACAUCUAUUGCGAUGAAUGUACUUUUUGUUUUGUUUUUUGCAGCGUUGAAGCUGUUGAUUGUGUUUCAUAUUUGAGGCGAAGUACCGUCUCAUGAACAGACCAGCAGUCAGUGUGGACCGUAUGAAUUCCGUCUCUCUUUGCCAGUGUGUGAUCUCUGUUUUUUAAAAACCUCUCAUCCUCAUCAAUUUGGACAGCAUCCGUCUGGCCUCUUGGCUCCUCUGUGAGUUUGCCUUGAGAAACGGGGGCGCACUGCAGUCUGCUGGAUUGGCUGGUUAAACCGCUCACAGACGCUGUCAAAUUACAUACUUUAACUCAAGGAAGGAAUAGUCUAAGAUUCACUGAAUUGCUUUCGUCUCCAGAGCUCGAUUCCGAGAUGUUAUCUGGACACGGGUCUUGUUGGGUCUGCUUUGAGUGUCAGAAUAAAAGAAAAGCUGCCACCACUUUGUCUUUAUCGCCUCAAAGUGGGUCAGUGGAGCGGAGAGAUCCAGCGGGGCGGGGGAGAAUAAAUCAAUCAUUGACAUUUAGGUUAACUAUCAAAAGCAGGUUGGUAUCAAGACGACAUUCUUGCGGUGUUAGUUUCCUCCUAUUAAUCUCACGUUUCACCCACUGGCUCUCUAGUUGUACUCUCCCCUCCCCCUCCUUCCAAUCGGCAGCUGUCUUAGAUCCCUCUGCAAACCUUUUGUCUGUUAUUAUAUGUCUCUUCCCCCUGCGUUCUCCAGAGCACACCCUCAGGGAGUCGCCCCUCCACCUGGCCGUGCGGUGGGGUCUGUGUCGGCUGGCCGAGCUGCUGCUGUGUCAGCCCGGCGGUCUGAUGGCCGUGAAUCUGCCGAACGAAGAGGGGGUCACGCCGCUUCAGCUGGCGCGGACGGCGGGCCACGGCGAGCUCCUGCAGCUGCUCACACACCCACCCAACCCUCUAGCCACGCCUCCGGCUGGUCUGUCCCAGGUGUGGGUGGACCGGUCUCGUUUGCUGAGGUUCUGCCACGAUACGGGGAACCUGACUCUGACGGUCCGACAGAACCUGCGGUGGAGCUCAGAGGAGAGCCGGCACGCUGACGUCCUGCUUCUCAGGGACCGGCUCAGGGAUGAGGACUUCCUCAGAGAGAUCAAAGCUCUGAGGAGGGACAGCGUGGCGACCAUCUCAGGGAAGGAAGAGCUGGUGGACGAUCCCACAGAGAACGCACUGUAUUCUGAUGUCGGCGAAGCCGCCGCGGAGGAAACGGUGAGUAUCUGAAAUGACGACGGUCGAGCAUCUCCUCUUCAGAAACACGACAGGAAAUCUAUUCCUGCUUCUCGUACCGCACAGUCAUCGGUCCUGGUGGCUGCACUUUGAACUGUUUCGCAACAACAGGCGUCGCUUGAAAGAACAACAACACAAAAAAGAAGAAAUCUUGCAUAUAGAAUUUCUUGAUUUGUAAAACUCAGUGUGUUUUUUCCAACGCCUGUGCACAUGAUCCCAAUCAUCCAAUAGGCGCAGAUGGCUACCUUGCCAUCUGACACACGUACACACUCGCUGCUCUUCUAGGUUCUCUGCUCUGUUCUCCUCAGGACUACGAGGAGGCGCUGAUGUUUUGCCUAAACGAAGAGGAGGAGGAGCCAUCGCAGUUGGACUGCG